GGGAAACUCCAAUAUGAAGGUGUUGCUGUGCUUGGCUGCCGUCCUGUGUGCCGCGAACGCUGGCAUCGUGGCUGGACCCACUGCUUUGGUCCGCGCUCCUAGCUUUGAUAGCGCCAUCAUCAAGUCCGACCGCCUGGGAGGAAACUUCGCCUACAGCACAGCGGAGAGUCACGCUUACGCCGCUGUUAGCCCUGUGGUGCAGAACGUAGUGAGCCCUGUUGGCGUCACUUACUCUGCCAGCCACAUUGCCGCCCCCUUGGCCGCUCCCUUGGCCGCUCCCUUGGCCGCCCCUGCUGUCGCAUACGGCGCUCCUUAUUUGUAUGGUUAAAUAUCACGGAUACCACAACUCAGCAUCACAAUUAAUCGUUUUACAUAUGUAGCUAUUUCCUUUUUUGCAUGAAUGGA
Molecule: messenger RNA, 405 nt
Organism: Cryptotermes secundus
Lineage: Eukaryota; Metazoa; Arthropoda; Insecta; Blattodea; Kalotermitidae
Exons: 2
Coding region: 14-328 (104 amino acids)
Source: RefSeq, a predicted model, not a curated record